Messenger RNA from Aspergillus glaucus CBS 516.65, 965 nucleotides. RefSeq lists its product as uncharacterized. Bases 87 to 704 code for a protein of 205 amino acids. The transcript has 3 exons. Lineage: Eukaryota; Fungi; Ascomycota; Eurotiomycetes; Eurotiales; Aspergillaceae. The record is from RefSeq and is a predicted model, not a curated record.
CACUGACGACAUUAACUUGUACAGAUUGUGCUACUAUCGUCCGAGAUACAGAUACUGAAUACAACAGAAAUAUAUAUAUUGUUGAAAUGGCUACUAAAUCCACGCCAGUUAAGGACUCGGAGCUCCAAUCCUCCCUCCGCCAACUCUCCCUCAACGACGAAGGUUCUAUCAAAGACACCUCUCGCCCAACCCCAACCCAAACCCCAAAGCCAAAACUCCCCGAUGUGAAAACAACAAAAAGCAAGGCUGAAGAGGUCGCAGACUCCUGGGAAGACGAAGCCGAUUCCGACGCGGACUCCGGACCACCAACCCCCACAGCUCCUACAAGCUCAAGUACCCAGAAAACAACGAAGUUGGAUACCGGGUUGGCAACCCCAAUCUCCCCGCAGAUAUCACAGCAGCAGCAAUCCUGGCCUACCCCAGGCGGACGCGAAGCCCCCGUCACCCCGGCAUAUGGAAACCCCUCUGGCACAUCGCUGCGAUCCGCGGGUCCAGCGCGUCGACCCGAGAAACAGACUGCUGUAGCGGGGAGGAUGAUAGCAGGGGCGUUGGGGAUCCGGGCGCCGAAGAGGACGGAGGAGCAGAGGGCUUAUGAUCGGUCUGUGAAGGAGCAGGAGAUUAGGAGGAGGAAUCGGGAGAAGGAGGAGGCUGCUAAGGCGAGGGAGGAGGAGGAGAGGGCUAAGGCUGCGGUUUGGGAUGGUUGAUUUUUUGGUUACAGUUCUUGUAUAUGUAGUUAUGAGAGUGUACUUUAAGUGAUUAUGUAUAUUUUGCUUGUGCUUGGGAACUUCUAAGUUUCUGAAUCGAUGGUCCAGCUAUGCGUUGAAUUUCCAGAAUAGCUAGAGUGUGUCAACUGUUACUGCAUAUCGCUCUAGAGAACCAGACUUGAUGAACGUAAAUAGGGCCUCUGACCCGAGUAGAACAGAAUCAAUCGUAACCCGUAAGCAUCUCAUUCUUGCACAGUAGCA